This is a messenger RNA of Pollicipes pollicipes, 2009 nucleotides long. RefSeq names its product Septin 1 (gene Septin1). The transcript has 8 exons. Gene Ontology annotation, biological process: cell division. The coding region runs from base 154 to 1257 and encodes 367 amino acids. Gene Ontology annotation, molecular function: GTP binding. Lineage: Eukaryota; Metazoa; Arthropoda; Thecostraca; Pollicipedomorpha; Pollicipedidae. The record is from RefSeq and is a predicted model, not a curated record.
UGUCUACAAAGUUGGAAACGCCCGUUGCGCCCGUCAGCCAAGCGCGCUCGGUGGAUUGAAGGGGCUCGUUGACUGGCUGACCACACCUCGCAUAGCAGUGGAUACGUAUUCCUUUCUCUGGUAGGAAUUGCCACGCACCAGGAAGGCAAGAAGAUGGGGAGCAGGACGGAGUUCAGCAACCCUGAGGUGCCUGGCUAUGUGGGUUUCGCCAACCUGCCCAACCAAGUGCACCGCAAGUCCGUCAAGAAGGGCUUCGAGUUCACCAUGAUGGUGGUUGGCGAGUCGGGCCUUGGCAAGUCCACACUGGUCAACAGUCUCUUCCUCACCGACCUCUACCCGGAGCGACAGGUGCCGGCGGCGUCCGACGUCACCAAGAGGACGGUCAAGAUCGAGGCGUCCACGGUGGAGAUCGAGGAGCGCGGCGUCAAACUGCGGCUGACGGUCGUCGAUACGCCCGGCUACGGCGACGCCAUCGACAACACCGACUGCUUCAAGCCCAUCGUGCAGUACAUAGACGACCAGUUCGAGAAGUACUUCAAGGACGAGUCCGGUCUCAACCGGCGGAACAUUAUCGACAAUCGGAUACACUGCUGCUUCUACUUCAUCAACCCGGCCGGCCACGGUCUGAAGCCGCUCGACGUCCAGUUCAUGAAGAUGCUGCACAACAAGGUGAACCUGGUGCCGGUGGUGGCCAAGGCGGACACGCUGACCAAGGCCGAGAUGGAGCGGCUCAAGGUGCGGCUACGGGCUGAGAUAGGCGAGCACGGCAUCCGCGUCUACCAGCUGCCCGACUGCGACACCGACGAGGACGAGGAGUACAAGCAGCAGGUCAAGCAGCUGAAGGCGGCCAUGCCGUUCGCCGUGUGCGGCAGCAGUCAGCAGAUCGAGGUCCAGGGGAAGAAGAUCCGCGGCCGUCAGUACCCGUGGGGCGUGAUUGACGUGGAGGAUCCCAACCACUGCGACUUCAUCAAGCUGCGCACCAUGCUCAUCACACACAUGCAGGACCUGGAGGACAUGACGCACGACAGUCACUACGAGAACUACCGUUCAGAGCGUCUGGCGCGCCAGACGUCCCGCCAGGGCCGACCGGCCGCCGCUGCCGCCGCCGCCGCCGCCGGCGACGACCUCUCCGACAAGGACCGCAUGAUCCAGGAGAAGGACGCCGAGCUGCGGCGCAUGCAGGACAUGCUGGUCCGGAUGCAGGCGCAGAUCGCGCAGAGCAGUACCACCUCGCUGCAGUCGGUCAGCAGCCAGUAGGCGGCGCGUCCGUCGCCGCGCUGGGGGCGCUGCGGUCGCCUUGCCAGCCGCCGUCGCCGCCGCCGCGGCGGCGACGGAGAAGACCGGCCGCCGUGGAGGCAGGGACGACUUGGACUGCGGUUGUGGCCGCACCACUGGCGGUGCGCUGCGCUGGACCGUCUGGUUGCACCUGGUCGCUAGCCGGAGCGCCUGGAGAGGCCGGUGCUGUGUCCACGCGAGCCGGUACGGUCCGCCACGUGGGUCGGUCCCGGCCCCGCUGGCUAGAGCCGGUGGUGCCACCGACGCGCUGUGUCUCCCAAACUUCCGAAACUGAUGGGCCGUGCGGUUUGGCGUCCCAAAGUCUGCUUUGGUUGUGUAGCUUUUGCUGCAUUAAUUGCUUCCAUUGACCGUGUGCUAUUAAUCCCGGACUUGAUUAUGCAUGCCCGUUUCCGUAACUGUGUUGCUUUCUCCGUUUCUCGUGAUUUCAUAUCAUUUGCCAUUCCACUUUAUACGAAAAUGCUUCCGAUCAGAAAUUCGCCAUUGGCUGCCUCGUCAUUGUCUUUCAUGGGCCUGUGUUCAAUACUACGGUGUCUUGCUAGACCUUGCGUCUAGAGCCGGAUAUCUGGCUUGGGUACAUUUAACGGGAGCUGUCCGGACAAUCAACUGGAUCCGCUGUAGCACAUGUCGAUGGUAUCUUCGUUCAUUUUUAUACGUAUAAGCCUGGACGGCCGCGCACUGUAACAUGUAAGGCCGAAUACACCGUAUGCCGGAGC